Hylaeus anthracinus is the source of this 6304-nucleotide messenger RNA. Its product is annotated as fibrillin-1-like. The coding region runs from base 685 to 5712 and encodes 1675 amino acids. Gene Ontology annotation, molecular function: calcium ion binding. Lineage: Eukaryota; Metazoa; Arthropoda; Insecta; Hymenoptera; Colletidae. The transcript has 19 exons. The record is from RefSeq and is a predicted model, not a curated record.
UUAGCGAAAAUGUUGUCGGAGGCUUCGUUAAGGAGAUAUUAACGGAAAACAUUGCCCAAUCAGAGCGCGCGUAUACCGUUGGAGCAGCCGUGGUAGCGUAGGCUACGAGCUAAGCGGCCGCGUCAAUGGCCUUCGAUGCACGUCGAGUCGCUUGUUUGCGUACAAGCGCGGCCGCUUAGCACACAGCCUUCGCUACCGCGGCCGCUCCAACGGUAUCCGCGCGCUCUGAUUGGUCAGUGUUUUCCGUUAAUAUCUCCUCAACGAAGCCUCGGACAACAUUUUCGCUAAGGAAAAAGUUGUUUCAAAUCACCUCCCGAACCAUCUUUCUCAAUGUGUUACAACAUUUUUGGGACACCUUGUAUAAAUAAACGGUUGCCUGGUCUUAUAAAAUUCGUACAUUUUGUAUCGAACCGUUUUUUCGUUAUAGAUCUCAUGGAACUCUACAGAAAACAUAUAGAAAGUUUCUCACUAAAGCGAAAACUCAAUUUUUCAAAACUAAAGGAAUGAUUUUUCUAAGAUUUUCCAAGGGUGUCUCAGUCUAUAAAAAUUAUUUUCUACUUCCUCGAUGAAAAUUAAGCAUAUUUCGUUAAUUAACACGUAGGAGCAACACGUAUUAUUUAUGAGAAAAAAUGCCUUAAGCAUCUCGCGCAAAUAUUGGAUCGGUGCUGUCGCUAGAUCAUUCUAAUGUGUGCGCGUGCGCGCGCAUCGAAGAUCGACGAAGAAACGUACGGUGGGGUGGAAGAGGAGAAUUCAAAAGGAAGAAACGAGAUGCGCAUAGAAAGGUGCAGAGAAGAAAACGCCGGCACCGGGAAACUAAACGUUUCAAUAGACGCUGAGCGCUCGUGCGGCGCGCUGGCAACAAAACAGAGUUUCCUGUACGUUUCGUUGGCGAUAUUUCGAAUCGGUGAAAAGGACUCGCUCGAGGUCCGCUGUGAUAUUCAACGCUCUAAUAGAAGAAAGAAGAUGUCCCGAUUAAUCGAUCUACGCGCGUGCUUUUUCCUGCUGCUGGCCAUCCAAUUGGAUCAAUACUUCCCCUGGAACCGAGGUGCCAUACUGAUCGAGGGGAUAAUGGAGGCCCAGUUUGAGAAAUGCUGCGAGCUCGGGACUUCGUGGGCCAGGGAAGGGCUCGGUUGCGAGAAGUUCGCGGGACCUGUGCCCGGUGUGCCGACAGUGGAGCAAGGUCUCUGCUUGGAGGCUGUGGACAUUUGCUGUGUGAGAGAGUAUCACGAGCGGCAAUGCCAGAAAGGGAAAGCGGAUGCACGUGCUGGUUUAGCAUGUGUUAAGUCUGGCGCUAAAACCAGACGCCUGGGACCCGGCGAUUAUCAUCGCGACUGUUGCGAGGGCUGUAAAUUAGGUAUCCUGGCUGGAUCUAUGGGCCAGGAGUGCGCUUUCAAAAGAUUCACCUUUGGUAUUCCAUGGGAUCCAGCGUUUCUGGAGUGUUGUUACGAAGCAUCGCCGAGCACCACGACAACGUUCACUUCGGAUUCUACGAAUGGAACUUCACCGAGCCAAAGUACCGAUGCUUCUUCUUCGUCGGGAACGCAGAAAUCAUCGAAUCCGACAUCGUUCUCGCCGUCGGUUCCUACGCCUCCUUUGGAUGACAUUUGCCAGCUCAUGAAAGGAUUAUGCUCCGACAUCUGCGUUCCCACGCCAGGAUCUUACUAUUGCAAGUGCCGCGAAGGUUUCACUUUACUGGAAGACGAGAAAACUUGCAGACAAAACCUACCGGUUGACAGGUGUAAAUCGACAAACCCUUGCGAGCAACGUUGCACGGAUAAUGGAGUCGCGGUGAUAUGUAGCUGCAAUCCUGGUUACGUCCUAGCGAACGAUGGACGUUCUUGCAUUCCCAGAUCAUCGGAUAGGGAAAGCAUAAGGCCAGACGAAGGGAGUGACUUGUCACCAGUUUGUCCGAACGGUUACCGAUAUAACGCUACCAGACAGGUUUGUGACGACGUGAACGAGUGCACGGAAAAGGGCUUGUGUUCUGGUCGAUGUGAAAACACUAUAGGCUCCUACGUGUGCUCCUCGAAAGAUCCCAGGGACACACCGUACGAAGAAUGCCCUAUUGGGUACCAAUGGGAUCCUGCUACUAAGCUCUGCACAGAUAUCGACGAAUGCGUGAUACUAUCAGAACCAUGUCCCGGUGAGAAAAAGUUUUGCGUCAAUACGCAGGGUAGUUUCAAUUGCCUCGAAAUGAAGGGAAUAAAAUCUUGUCCAGCUGGAUUUAAAUUUGAUAAAUUAUCGCAACAGUGUAAAGAUGUAAACGAAUGCGCAGAAGGAAUUCACAGUUGUCUCGACGGCUCGGAAGAGUGUCGAAAUACCGAGGGUGCUUACGAGUGCGAUGUAAAAUGCAGGAAAGGAUUCACCUAUAGCAUCAAUUUGGGUACUUGCAUCGACGUGGAUGAAUGCAUCGAGUUGAAUAAUCCUUGUUCGGGACGAAACGCCACGUGCAAAAACACGAUAGGUAGCUACGAAUGCGCAUCGUUUUCGAAUAAUUCGUUGCCCUUCCCUUCGGUUGAUCAGACGGAACUAUCAACGUGUCCUGCGGGAUACAAGACGACGAACAAUCCUACAGAAUCAUGCGUCGACGUUGACGAAUGCAAAGAGCGGUUGCACUCGUGCGACGCGGACGAAAAGUGUGUCAAUGAAAUUGGUAGCUACAGGUGCGAAUUAUCUUACGAAGGGAGGAGGUUGGAUGGAAAAGACGGUGCUUAUAAUGAUUUCUCGUACAAGAGAGAACACGAACCGCAAAUUGGAAUUUCUCCGACAGCGGUUGCUCCAACUGCUAAUGUAACGGUUAUUUGCGAAUCAGGAUUCUUUUUUGAUCGACAAAUCCAAGAUUGCAUUGAUAUCGACGAGUGCAACGAUGGUUUGUCAAACUGUGGAAUUGGCGAACAGUGCGUAAAUUUUGAAGGUGGAUACAGAUGUUCACCAGCGUGUCCACCAGGAUUCCAGCCACCCAAUAAUACCGAUUAUAUGACCAGUAUCGACGUCUCCUGUAAAGAUAUAAACGAGUGUGUACUUGGGUUACAUUCUUGCAACGCAACGACCCAUUACUGCGUUAAUACAAAUGGUUCCUACCAUUGCCAGCCAUUCGUACGAACGACGACAACUACGACCAUCAAACCGAAGUACGAUUCAAAAUAUAAUAAACUACAGAACAUCGCCCCCUUCUUGUACGUGGAGCCCUGCAAACGCGGAUACGCGAGAGACUUGGUAACAGGUGAAUGCAUGGACGUCGACGAAUGUGUCUCAGGACCAGGUUGUCGGGACCACGAACAGUGUCACAAUACUCCAGGUGGUUACGAGUGUUCGCCACUCUGCACCACUGGCUGGUACUUCAGUCCAACGACUAAGGGUUGCCAAGACGUCGACGAAUGUCUCCUGGGCAGACACGAUUGCCCUCAGGGCACUCACAGAUGCGUAAACACGAACGGUUCUUACAUCUGCGAGUUGAUACCGCCGUGCAACAGCGGCUUCAAGCGUUCUUUCGCUGGCAGCUGCAUCGAUAUCGACGAGUGCUCGGAAAACACGCAUACCUGUCGAUUGGAAUUGCACCAGUAUUGCGUGAAUAGAAACGGCAGCUUCGAGUGCCUCACGAGGCUACCAUCCUGCGAGUUUGGAUACGAGUACUCUCUAGCUGUCAGACGAUGCGUAGAUAUCGACGAGUGUAGCACGGGUCAAUACAAGUGCGACUCGAAAUAUUCGGAAAAAUGCAUCAACCUACCUGGCACUUACAAAUGCGAAAGGCUUGCAACGUUUGGACGUCAGCGUCAGAAACCAGCCUGCCCUUCCGGUUUUAGGUAUCACCCUCGAUUAAGAAGAUGCACAGAUAUAGACGAAUGCGCGGAGGGUUUGGACUCUUGCAAAGGCGAAGUUUGUUACAAUCAGCCAGGUGGUUACAGCUGCGCCAAGCUCCCGACACCAGCCACUAGAACACCACCAGCGACAGCAAACCAGAUGUGCGCCGGUGGUAGCAGAUUCGUCAGGAAUCGGGGUUGCGUCGACAUCGACGAAUGCCGUGAAGUGGAAGACGUGUGUACCAGCAACGAGCAGUGCGUUAAUACAAUGGGAGGCUAUACUUGCAAUUGCAAGACUGGUUUCAAACGCGACGAUUUGACUCAAGCUUGCGUGGACAUCAACGAGUGUCAAAUUCAGGAAGAUAGUUGUUUGCCAACGCAAAGAUGCGACAAUACCAUAGGAAGUUACACCUGUACGCGAUUUUUACCAUGCGGUACGGGAUACACUUUAAACGCCGCGACGGAGAUCUGCGAAGACGACGACGAGUGUAGCCUUGGUACCCACGACUGCGGAGACGGGUAUCAUUGCAGGAACACACUGGGCUCGUAUCGAUGCGAUCGCAAUCCACGUACACCGGUUGCACAGCCUCGAAUAGGAGCUUCAACGCUGGCGAUCACCACAACGACACCGUCCCCCGUCACGCCUCCCUUGUUGACAACUCAAUGGCCAACUAUUUGUCCGCGCGGAUUCGAGCUUGCUCCUGGAAACAAGUGCUUAGACAUAGACGAGUGCAAGCUGAAUCCGAAUCUUUGUGGCAGAACUACCCAGCGAUGCAUCAACACCAUUGGAUCUUACAAGUGCACAUCGAGAGUAAUAUGUAGCAAUGGAUAUACCCUGGACCCCGUGUCAGGACAGUAUUGCAUAGACGUGGACGAAUGCGCGGAUGGUAGCCACGAGUGCUCUCCAGAUCAAACCUGCGAGAACAGAUUGGGUGGGUACGUUUGCGUGUGUCCGUCGGGACACGUCAAUGGACCGAACAAGGACUGCGUUGACAUCGACGAGUGCAGCAUUUACGGCAACGUCUGCGGAUCGAACAGUCGUUGCGAGAACACGGCUGGCUCCUACAGAUGUAUCUGCGAAAGUGGCUUUGAAAACGCUGCUGGUUACAAUGAUGUUUGUCGAGAUGUCGACGAGUGCCAGCGAAUCCCUGGUUUGUGUCAGCACAUGUGCACAAAUGUUCCUGGUAGCUACAGAUGCAGUUGCAGGCGUGGAUUCAGGCUGAACCCCGACAAUCGUUCCUGUACGGACGUUGACGAAUGCACAGAGUUUAAAAGCCAUAACCUGUGCGUAGGAAUUUGCGAGAAUACGCCUGGUAGCUAUGCUUGCAAAUGUCCAGAUGGUUACAGACUUGGACUCAGUGGACGUACUUGCGAAGAUAUCGACGAAUGUAGCACGGGAAAUGCGUGCAGAGGAUCCGAUGAGAUUUGUCACAAUACUAGAGGUGGCUUUCGAUGUAACAAAAUAAACUGUCCAGCAGGGUAUCACAGAGAUCACGAAAGAAAAAACCGAUGCGUGCGAACGUGGCCUUGUUCAGCCCAAGACACAGCUUGCCAUUCAUCGCCGCUCCAUUAUUCGUACAACUUCAUCACUCUCGUCAGCAUGUUCCCAAUAGCGCCCAAUAGACCGGAAGAGAUAUUCAAGAUGAAAGGAUACCAUCCAGCAGGUUCUGUGAUCCAAUUCAGUAUGGCGUUUGUAGAUGUACGCGCUCCACCUGGUGUACAACGUGCCACCGAAUCGUGUUUUGCAUUAAGAAGACCUGCGCCGUCUCAAGCUGUGUUAGUAAUGACAAGAAGCAUACAAGGUCCUCAAGAAAUCGAGCUCGACCUCAGCAUGGAGGUGUAUCACAACACGGUCUUUGCAGCAAGCGCGGUAGCUAAAAUCCUUAUUUACGUGUCUCAGUACGAAUUUUAACUUUUGUAAGAGAAGCAGAGCGUCGAUUCAAAAUAUACGAUAGCUUCCGAAACAAGGACUCUUUUCAAGGUGGUUCAGUUAAAAGAUGAUAACAGUUCAGAUCGUCUCAUAACUUUGGAAACUUAAAAUUUACAUCUUUAAUAUACAUCUGUAUGAAAUAUGGGUUCGAUUAUAAAUGAUCUAGUAAGACUGUAAAACAAUUUGUACAAUACAGAUCGAAACCAAAAUAAGUAAAGUAAAUUGAUAAGUGUGGAGUAACAUAUUUUUCUAUUUCGGCAAACUUGCCCGUUUAGUACCAAAACGAUAUGCGGUAGAAAAAGAGCGGGCGCUUCAAGAUUUAAAUACAUAACAAUUAAAAAUUGUUUAAUCUUGUUAAAUCAUCAAAUUGGGAUUAAUAAAAAAAUUUAUUAAAAAUAUUUAAAUAUUGCAUAUUGAUUAUGAAUGCUAUGAAACAUUGUGUUAAGUAUUAUUGUUAUAAAUUUUUAAUGUAAAUCAUUGCUAGUGUCCAUCACAAUGACUCUUACGGUAAUUUCAAAUAAUAAUAUGAAAACGUUAUGUAAAUGUUAGAGAAAUAAAGUUAUAUUUACUCAGG